This is a messenger RNA of Clupea harengus (Atlantic herring), 1284 nucleotides long. RefSeq names its product UTP23 small subunit processome component (gene utp23). Gene Ontology annotation, cellular component: small-subunit processome. Lineage: Eukaryota; Metazoa; Chordata; Actinopteri; Clupeiformes; Clupeidae. The record is from RefSeq and is a predicted model, not a curated record.
CCCUCCGAGCAUAGUUCAAGGUAACUCGGCGGAACCAGCGUGGUUUGGAGCUGUGGCAUGUUUCUUAGCUGCAGACUUGUUGUUAAAUAAUUUGUAAAUGUUUUAAUUUGUCGCAGAGUCGGAUACGCAAAAUUCAUCAUAUUACACAAGUUGCUUCAUUUUCACUCUUGUGUACAUUAUACGUGUAAAGCUUUUUAUUUAGGAAAAACCGUAGAACAGCAGCAUGAAGAUCAAACGUCAAAAACAAGCCAAGAAAACUUUAAGUUUCUACAAAUAUAACUUCAGUUUUCGGGAGCCUUUUCAAAUAUUAAUUGACGGGACUUUCUGUCAAGCUGCGCUCAUCGGAAAAAUUCAGAUCAAAGAGCAAUUUCCGAAGUAUCUCAUGGGAGAAGUCGCACUCUGUACCACCAGUUGUGCUAUGAAAGAAGUUGAAACCCUGGGGAAAGACGUGUAUGGCGCAAAACUCAUUUUACAGCGAUUCCAGGUACGGAGAUGCCGACAUUUCGAUGAACCAGUUUCAGCGUCGGAGUGUCUCUUGUCCAUGUUGGAUGGCACAAACCCACAUCACUACUUCAUUGCCACACAGGAUAAUGCACUGACAAAAGGCCUUAAGGAAAUACCGGGUGUGCCGGUUAUAUACAUCAUACAGAACACCAUGGUGCUGGACAAGCCCUCUGAAUGUUCGCUUAAACGUGUCGAAGCAGUCCUUGCUGGGGAAAUGGUGACUCCGUCUCAGCAGCAGAGCAUCAGUAAGCUGAAGGAUGAGCAAGGUGUCGGGCCACAGGAAGGUGUCAGACGCCAUCGCAAACGCAAGUCGGGUAACCCCAAUCCUCUGAGCUGCAUGAAGAAGAAAAAGAAAGGGUCCACACAGUCCACCGCAAGCACUGAUGGUGAGAAAAAGAAGAAAAGUAGACCCCGGAAACGAAAGCCUGCCGGAGAAGGAGGAGCAGGAGGGAAGACGGUCACAGCCAACCCAAACCCUGUCUAGUUUCAGGAUAUGGACUAAAAUUUGUGGACCUUGGACGUGAUUUUUUUUUUUUAUACAAAUGCCACACAAAAGGAGAGCUAUAUGCAUUUGAGCAGAACAAUACUGAAACAGCACAUGGGUAUAUUGUGUGAAAAUGUAUAAACAUUUCGGUUACCAGAUCAGUACAUUAAAGUGUAUGGGCUAUCUACUCAAUUACAUGUAUUUUUCCUCUCUAUGAAGUAACUGGAAAUUGACCAUCACCAUUAAAAUCACUUGCUUUAAGCAUUUUAUUAAAAAUAAACAUACAUAACACAGUU